AGAUUUGCCACGUUGCCGUAGACAACAGACUUAACGCCGGGAUGAUGCAGUUUACAUGUCUCCACACACGGUGGUGAACGGCAGACAGCUCUAGGCUGCUUUAAUAACACCUGUGUGUCAGGUUUGCUGUCAGGUGGGGUCCUCUCUCGCUCCACGGCUGUAAAAUGCUGACUGACGUGAUUUUGGAGGAAGAGUUUGACAAGAAUGGGGAGCCUUGGUACGACCCGCAGGACCUUGAACACGAUCUCCAUUUGGCAGCGGAGCUUGGGAAAACACUCCUCGACAGGAACCAUGAGUUGGAGCAGGCGCUGCAGCAGAUGUACUCAACCAACCAGGACCAGCUGCAGGAGAUAGAGUACCUGACCAAGCAGGUGGACCUCCUCCGUCAGAUGAAUGACCAGCAUGCCAAGGUGUAUGAGCAGCUAGACACGGUCGCCAGGGAUCUGGAGCAAGGCAACCAGAGACUAGUGCAGGACAACCGCCUGGCCCAACAGAAGAUCCACAGUCUAACAGAGACCAUCGAAGGGCUUCAAACCUACAUGGAGGACCUGCAGACUCAGGUGGAGGAGCUCAGGACUGCGCAGGCAGAGCGAAACAAAAGAGAGAUGGCAGAGCAGCGUCGCAACCUCGGAGCACAGAGUGUGUCUUGUCUCAAAGAGCUGUACGACUUACAACAUGACAGGCAUCUCACCCACAAUGAUCGGCAAGUGGAUGGACUCUGGUCACCUCAGGGCUCUUUCUAUGACCGAGACAGAUGCCAAGACCCGGAAGAGGAGCACGAGGCUCUUCAGCGCUCCAUCCAGACUCUUCAGAGUCAGAUAGCUGUGGAGCGCAGCCGCAGGGAGGCUGCAGAGCGGGAGAGUGAGUUGACAGCCAUGGAGAACCAAGGCUUGGAGCAACGGCUGGCCCUGCUGGCGGGCUGCCGGGCCAGGCAGAAGGAGCUAGAGGCUGAAGUGGAGCAGCUGCGGCUUCUGUGGCGGGCAGAAUGUGCCAACAGUGUCAGAAGACCAGACCAGCUGCUGUUGCCUGAUACAGUGUUCUUUGCCUCAGAAGAAAAACCCAGUCAGGAGCAGAGUGAGACAGAGGAGAAGAUAGAAAUGGACGAGGAGCAGCAGAGAAAGUACAGCCGGCAGAGAUGUAACAGCGACGGCUUUCUGAGAGCGAUGAACGCAGACGAGAUUCGCCGUGGUCACGAGCAGAUGUGUAUAAGGCGAGCCGAGGCGGUGAAACAGAGGGGCAUCUCCCUGCUCAACGAGGUGGACGCACAGUAUAGCGCGCUGCAGGUGAAAUAUGACGAGUUGCUGCAGCGGUGCCAGCAAUCAACAGACGGGCUCAGCCAUAAAGGCGUUCAGACUUCCAGCAAUCCUGGUGCAAACAGCCGGACACGCCGCCGCCUGUCCAGCUCAGCUGCUUUGUCCGAUCUGACAGUGGUUUUGGAAGAAGGCCAGCAGCCCGAGUACAAAGUUCUCUUCAAGGAGAUCUUCACUUGCAUCCAAAAGACCAAAGAGGACCUCAGCGAGAACAAACGUCCAGUCACGGACAGUGAUUCUCAGGGCUGUGCCAAAUGAUUGUAUUACUCAUCGUCCUGGGAUAUGGCGCUUGCACUUGUUUGUGUCCGUGAACAUUUUUGACAAAGGCAAAAAUAUCCAGGGGGAACAGAUGCAAUAAGCACAUUCAGUUCCUGUGCUUCUUAGACAUUAUGCAAUCCUCUUAUCUAACGUCAUCUUGACGCACCUAUGUUUUUUGUCAGUCAGCACUGUUCCUUAUAUUCCAUCCUUAUCAUAAAUUAAGUGUUAUAAAACUUGCUAUAAAAGUCUGUUGUACAUUCCAAACAACAACAGAUACAGAAACUGCUUAUUGGCGCAGUGAGUAUAAUAAUGAGCAGGUAUUGUUUAAGCAGACAUUCAUAGUUAGAUAUAAAGUACAUUUCAAUGUGUAGCUUGACCUCCAAAUUUGCAAGUAUUAUGUCCAUUUACAACAGUAAGCAGUGUUUAUAUAAUGGAAAUCAUGUGACCACUUGAUCAUCUGGUGCUUGGGAGAGAAAGACACGCAUUGAAUAUUGUUGGUGUGUUGAUAUAAGUUGGAGAUGAAGCUGUUAUGUAUGACUUAUGUAAACAGAAAUGUUGGAAUGUUGUAAUAGGAUGAAAAACUGUAGCUAUGAAAUUACUAAAGACUCAGGCGAUUGUGAUAAUUAGCUUAAACAGCUAGUGUUUGUUGGUUUUUGUAAGUUGACAAUAGUUGGCUCACCGGUCAGGGUCACUGGCACAUCUCCAGAGAAAUAUCAGUGGACACUGGAAAACAGUUUUGUUUUGUUUUUCAAGUCUGUACAGCUCCUGAUGAGUGUCUCUACGCUGAUAGGACACGCAACAGCUCUGCACUUUUUAUGACUGAAUUACCGUUUCUUUUUAUUUAUUUUUGACAUAAGUUUAGAGAAGAUUAAAUGUUAUUUAUUUUCUUUGUUGCUAAAUACAGCAGAUUGGUCAGUUGAGAGUAACUGGAAGUGAAAUUAAAUGUACACUGAGGUGUUUUUUCUGUGGUUGUAAAUAUUCUGUCUGACACAGCUGAUUGAAUACAGGAUCAUAGAGGCAAAUGAGGAACGCAAAAUAAAUGUUCCUUUAAUUAUAAACAGUUUCUUCUGCAUAAUGUCCUUUUCUGGCUCAUUUUGUCAUAAUAUUCUUUGUGACAAGACAUUUCCUGCACUUAAUAUGGAAGAAAAACUGUGUUAAGUGGGUUAGUGAGUGUCAAAACAACAGAGAGGCUAUAGACAAACAGUUUUUCCUUCUAAUCUUUUCAGUCUAAAUUAAAGCAGUUGUGAAGAUACAGUAAAAGGAAAAAUCAGAAAUGUCAAGACCUCAACUACUUAUCAGAUAAACCUCAUACUGCUGACCCCAUUCACAGUGAAACAGUUCUCACCUUUUAUUUCAGGCUUCUUCUGUUACCAUGUUGUCAUUUUACUUUCACUCUUCAUGUGAUGUGAUGCUCAUCCGAAAAACUAUGCUUAUUGGACAAUGUUCUUAAAUAUAACACGGGCAUUUAAUAA
This is a messenger RNA of Thunnus maccoyii (southern bluefin tuna), 3040 nucleotides long. RefSeq names its product cerebellar degeneration-related protein 2a (gene cdr2a). NCBI's taxonomy places the organism in Eukaryota, Metazoa, Chordata, Actinopteri, Scombriformes, Scombridae. The record is from RefSeq and is a predicted model, not a curated record. Bases 165 to 1568 code for a protein of 467 amino acids. The transcript has 7 exons.